This is a messenger RNA of Pelodiscus sinensis (Chinese soft-shelled turtle), 4392 nucleotides long. The record is from RefSeq and is a predicted model, not a curated record. Lineage: Eukaryota; Metazoa; Chordata; Testudines; Trionychidae.
AAGAGAUCUCGCAAAAGCAGUGCCAUCUCUUGGGGAUGUUGCAUGUUACCUUCUGCUGAGAAUUUACUACACCUGAGAGGAAGCAUGAGUAAAUGCAGCUCCAUGAACCAGUUGGUGCUUUGAGAACAGAUACAGAUCAUAGGUUGUGCCUGAGAAGAACAAGUCCAGAAUACGAGCCAUUAAACGGAGAUGAAAUUGCUGAAAACAGGCAGUGGAUCUGUCUGGGUUUACGAGGACAUCCCUAUCGAAUUAGAUUGGCCUUCUGCCUUGGGGCACGCAGACUUCCUCCACGUCAGAUCUGGCAGUGCAGGCACAGACCAAAGGGCACAGAGCUUUCACCGUGACCGUGGCUUUAGCCUCGGGCAGGGGAUACACCCAUAAUGGCCAGUGGCAUUGCACUGUGUAUCUACGGGGAGGUGACAGCAGAGCCUAGAGUCCAUGGUGAGAGAGCAGGCCUCUCUCUGCCGGUGACUGGCUGUGGAUUUAUGGAGGCGCCGGGGAGCAGCUUUGAGUAUUGCCACGCGCAACAUUGUGCCCCCUGAAGACGGGUCUCUGCCGGCUCGGCUGCCCCUGGGUCUGCACCCUCGGGUUUAACCAUUCAAAUCUCCCGUGCAUGGCUCUCGCAGCCAAGGGAUUUCUGCUGGCUGCUGCCAAAGCCUGAUCCACUUCGGGCCUCCGUCACUGCUCCCAAGUACUCCACCUAUCCAGAUGGGGUAACGUGACGGAGCGAAACGGGCACACGAGGAGGUUCCCCGAUGCAGAGGCCUUUCUAGAGAGGAGAGCCAGGAAACAGGCUGGCACAGGAAGGAAAGAGGGUGGCGGCUCCGGAUUGCACACCCAAAGGAGACUGACACUACAAAGGGAGAUUAUUAUUUUUUAUUAUUAUUAUUUGGCUGCAAGCACAUGGUUUUUUGUGUGUGUUGGGGAUCUAACACACUCUCAAGAGCUGGCAAUAUUUGCACAACACUUGUGUUUUUUAAAUUACCUUUUCUCCUCCAAAACUCCAGAGUGGUUUUUGGGGUUUUGGGGGUUUUUUUUACUUCUCGUCCUUCUUUCGUCGUAUUUACAUCUCUCUCCCUUCACCAUGGCCCGUAUGAACCGGCCAGCACCUGUGGAGGUCUGCUACAAAAACAUGCGGUUCUUGAUUACCCACAACCCCACCAAUGCCACGCUCAGCACCUUCAUAGAGGAUCUGAAGAAGUACGGCGCCACGACAGUCGUGCGGGUGUGCGAAGUGACCUAUGACAAGACUCCCCUGGAGAAGGACGGCAUCACAGUUAUGGACUGGCCCUUUGAUGACGGCGCUCCUCCUCCCAGCAAAAUAGUGGAAGACUGGCUCAACUUGCUGAAAACAAAGUUUUGUGAAGACCCCGGCUGCUGCGUGGCAGUUCAUUGUGUGGCUGGCCUGGGCCGAGCGCCUGUUCUCGUAGCCCUGGCUCUGAUCGAGAGCGGGAUGAAGUAUGAAGACGCCAUUCAGUUCAUCCGACAGAAGCGCCGAGGAGCUAUCAACAGCAAGCAACUCAUGUACUUGGAAAAAUACCGGCCAAAGCAGAGACUCCGAUUCAAGGACCCUCACAACCACAAGAACAAAUGCUGCAUCAUGUAACCUCAGCAACCUCUUGCCAAAACACACGCGCAGACACACACACGUGGGCACGCGGGGUCGGACGGUGGCAGGGAGCUCGGACAAAGUAGCACUGAUCUUUCCUUGGUAUUGAAGCACUCUCCCCUUAAAGAAUUCCUGCCCCCGUGGCCCGCUAAGGCCGAGGAGGGAAGGUGGUUGGGCAUCUGACUCCUGAUUUUAAUGGACAAAUAAUUCGCCCAUCAUUCUUUCCACCACAAAAAUCUCCCUUCCGCCUCCUCGCCCCUUGCCCCGCAGGCAGGUGUAACGUGAGUUGAUCUGAACUCCAUGCACCGAGAACGAAAAGCAUCGUAAGCCUGAACCCAGCAGCAGGAAGGGAUCAGUCCAUGCUGCGCUGCCCGGGGAGGGGGGUUAUGCUGAGAACUUGCCUGCUGCCUGACAUGUGACAGCUGCAGUCUGACCCGGUGACAGCUUCGCAUCGGGCCAGCGCCUUCCACUGGGUCUGCCAGAUCGGGGGUUAAGCCAUGUUCAGGGGUUGGGUUUUGGCGCCAAUCACCGGCAUUCUUCCCCCUCCCUGUUCCCUGGGCUGCUUUUCAUUGGGGCAGCCACGUUCCAUGUGCCGGCGGGGCCUGUAGGUUUAUUUCUUGAAUGGGCUUCGGUGGAGUUGGCUCCAGUCAGUCCCUCGGGGCAGGGUGUUGCUCUGUGACUGAGUUCCAGCCUGCGCUGAAUAUCCCCUAUCCCGCGGGAUCUUAACUCUCCGACAGAGAACCUGGUUCGAUCAGAUUUCAGAGGUUCUCUUCCCCCUCCCGGCUCCCUCCCUCCUCUGCCUGAGAAGAACCUGGCUCUAAAAUUCCUUUUCUCCUUCUGAAAUCAAGCGGUCUGCAUUUCGGGCAGUGGGCUGUACCCUGGGGCGAGGAGGAGAUAGGGCCAGUAAAGGUCUCUUCGCCGGGAGGAGAGGGGCCCAGCAGGGGUGGGUGCUAGCCAGAUGUUGGACAGGUGCAUCCUAAAGUAUAUUCACAACUGACAAAUAGACUCCAAAACCCUGUUGGUGCCGGGGUUGACAGGGAGGGGGAAGAGGCAGCCAGACAACCUGAUGUCGCAGAGGUGACGUGUGCACGUGAACUGGGAGAGUGCCAAGUUUUAGCCUCGUUCUUGGCUGGUGGGAGUUUCCCGUCUGGUUCCGCAUCAGUGUAACUUGCCAGGAUCUGCUUGUUCCACCUUGCUAGCUGCCAUCUCGCUGGAGGACUGAGCAGCUUCCUACACCGAGUGAACCCUGGGGGAGCACAGGGACGUGCUAUUUCUCUUGGGAUGUGUGGUCUUUUUCCCUCUGGUCGGGUCCAGUCUCGCCCUUAGCACAGCAUGUUCUGCAGCAGCAUCCUACGUAGGCAGACAGCCCUCUGUGAUGACCCUCCGACGAUGGCCCAUUGCUGGGAUUAGAUACCCCUGUGCUGGGGGAGGGGGUGCAUCGUGCAAGGGGCUAAGAGAUGUUGGGGGUUCUCCUAAGGACGGCAGCUGCUGCUGAAACCUUGGGCUCGUUGGCACCCGUGGCCUGGCAUGUGGGUGAAGUGGUGACUCCCGGAGAAUCUGGCUUAUGCCCAGAACUUGCAGCCUCCUAGGGGACCCGGGGCUUGGGCCUCUGCUGCCUCUGUUCUGUCUUCCCCCUUCCUCCCGCCGACUGGAGUUCAGGGGAGACCUGCCACUCACACUGCUCCUGGAUGGCAGGCGUCAGCGCGCACCUCUGCCGGGCCCCAGUCCCGUCUCUCUGCGAGCAGGCUCCCCCUGUCAGGCAUUCAAAGCAGAGGUGGGCCCAGCAAGUCCUCUUCCCAGCCCACCUCUACCACGGCCGUGCAGCCGGGAGUAAAGGGGGCGCCCUCCGGUCUAGAAAGAGCCGCUGGUGCCCAAAGAACACCAAGCACGCCCAGGGCCUGCUCCAGAGUCCCUCUCCACAGUGCCUGGCUGGGGAAUCUCCACACCAGCGCAGGGCCAUUGGCUCUCCACACACCCUGCAAUCGUAGCGCAGACACGCCGGAGCGUGGGGGUGUAAACAAUGGCGAUAAAUACCUCAUAAGCACAGCGGGGUGCGCGGAGGGGGCGGCUCGCCAGUGGCAGAGGCGACAUAUUAUCGCCGCACCCGGCCCAAUAUGCUUUUUAAAAUGGGCUUUCGGCUCGCAAGCACGGGAGGAAAUUCAAAUUAACAAUGGGACGUACUUGCCUUGCUCAGAUCCUCUGGCCUGUCCCAGCAUCCUAGGGCGGGAAGAGACCUCAGGAGUCAUGGAGUCCAGCCUCCUGCCCAAAGCAGGACCAACCCCAACUCAAUCAAUCCAGCCAGGGCUUGGUCAAGCUUUCUUCCCAAGUGCCGCAGGGCGGCGCGGCUCGUCUGUGGAGGAACGGGGGCUGGAAGUCCCCACGAAGGGAAAGGGGAAUAUAAACUUCCCCUUCCUGAGCAGAACACAAAGAAAUUAUGAUAGAUGAUCCUCAGCCCAGUGCAAAACCUGCCUUCCAGGAAGCCACCCCAAGUGGUUCAUGCGUCUGGCAUCCACAACUGAAAAGAGCACCUGGGCGUGGGACCUGCUCAUCUGGAGAAACACAAAGCCCUGCAUGGAAAGGACUGGGCCUCUCGGUGUCAUUUGUCACUGUAACACGUCGUCAUCACGUCUCCAGUGAACGUCCUGUGAGGAUCGUCACUGGGGACCGCAGAUGCUGAUUUCAUCUACUCCUGGUCAAUAGAAACAAAGGGCAGAUCCUGUCAGAGUGGAUGGGCCCAGAUGAUCAACAAUGCUGCGCCAUCUUGAGCGCCUCCAUUUGGGGGG